AUGGAGCCAGAGAACGGCACUGUGAAGACUGAGUUCUUUCUCCUGGGAUUCAGUGACCAUCUGGAACUUCAGAGUCUCCUUUUUGCAGUGUUUUUCUUCAUCUACUCUGUUACUCUGAUGGGGAACCUUGGAAUGAUUUUAUUAAUCACAAUUAGUUCCCACUUGCACACUCCUAUGUACUUUUUCCUCUGCAUGCUGUCCUUCAUAGAUGCAUGUUACUCUUCUGUCAUUGCCCCCAAAUUACUUGUGAACUUGGUUUCUGACAAGAAGACCAUUUCUUACAACGGCUGUGUCGCACAGUUAUAUUUUUUCUGCUCUUUGGUUGACACGGAAUCUUUCCUCUUGGCUGUCAUGGCUUAUGACCGGUACAUAGCAAUCUGCAACCCACUGCUGUAUAUGGUGAUUAUGUCCAAGAAGGUUUGUUGCCAGCUUGCAAUUGGAGCAUUUUUGGGGGGCGCUAUAAGCUCAGUUAUUCACACCAUGAACACUUUCCAUCUGUCAUUCUGCUCCAAAGACAUUAACCAUUUCUUUUGUGAUAUCUCCCCACUCUUCUCUCUGUCCUGCACUGACACUUACAUACAUGACAUCGUUCUGGUUGUCUCUGCCAGUUUUGUGGAAGCGGUCUGUCUUUUAACAGUUCUCCUCUCUUAUGUCUUCAUUAUGGCAGCUAUUCUUAGAACAGGUUCUGUGGAGGGAAGAAGAAAAGGGUUCUCCACUUGUGCUUCCCACCUGACUGUGGUCGUUAUUUAUCAUGGUACCUUGAUAUUCAUUUAUUUGCGUCCCAGCACCAGCCAUUCACUGGAUAUUGACAAAGUGACCUCUGUGUUCUAUACUUUGAUCAUACCUAUGUUGAACCCUCUAAUUUACAGUCUAAGGAAUAAAGACGUCAAAAAUGCUUUUAGAAAAGUGAUUGGAAGAAAAUUGCUUUCUUAAGAUGAAACUGGGCCUGACAACUUUUCAAAAAAUACCCAGUCUCUGACUUUUGGUUCUAACUGUUGGAAAAUUCAAUUUAAUAUAAAUGCUUUCCAAAUCUGUGGGUAAUGAUCCUCAACCACAGAAUAGGGCCACAGCCUAGCUUUAGAGAUUGGCCCUCUCAUAUCACUUAUAUUAUGUCUAUUGUUUUAAAGUUGAAAUUUCUACUAUUUAUUUUCAGGGAAGAUUUACCUUACACUUAAUUUCCUGUAUCUCAUAGUCUUACUCCUUUUCUCUUUUCACCACAAACUUUUGAGGCAACCAUGUGGGAAGGGCUCCUUUCCAAAACUCAAACUGGCCUAGGUACUGGGAGAAGUGCACACUGAAGUGGAGCCACAGAAGUUCGUGACAUUUGCAGUGAGGAGGAGCCUAGUCCCUCCUCUUCCUGAAUGGAACCUGGAAAUUCAAUCUGUGAAGCGGGAAGCCUACACUAGCGGGAAUUCUGGCCUUGCUGUAGAGUUCCUGUUCUCUCUUCUAUUCUUUUUGCAAAAUAAAUUCCAUUAUUAGCACCCUUCAAAUCAUCUGCGAGCCUAAUUUGUGGCCAUAUCAUAAGGACCCAGCUCUUAGCUGAACUAAGGAAAAAGUCCCUUAACAUUUAUGGUGCACAACGUGGAGGCUUGAUAAGCAGUGAGUGAAAUGGGGACUCAAAAACUCUCACUGUCAUCUCUAAGCCUUUUUAUGCUUGGACUUCUGAGGGAAGGGGAAACUGUGCCCUCACCUCCAUCGCUCCUGAAAAAACCAGGUGUCAGGAAAGACAAUUUUGAAACUGAAGUUUGAUUAUUACAAGAUAUUU
This is a messenger RNA of Cebus imitator (Panamanian white-faced capuchin), 1765 nucleotides long. Its product is annotated as olfactory receptor 5I1-like. Gene Ontology annotation, cellular component: membrane. The coding region runs from base 1 to 933 and encodes 310 amino acids. Gene Ontology annotation, biological process: G protein-coupled receptor signaling pathway; sensory perception of smell. Gene Ontology annotation, molecular function: G protein-coupled receptor activity; olfactory receptor activity; odorant binding. The record is from RefSeq and is a predicted model, not a curated record. NCBI's taxonomy places the organism in Eukaryota, Metazoa, Chordata, Mammalia, Primates, Cebidae. The transcript has a single exon.